Messenger RNA from Notodromas monacha, 5214 nucleotides. The record is from the annotation of a GenBank genome assembly. NCBI's taxonomy places the organism in Eukaryota, Metazoa, Arthropoda, Ostracoda, Podocopida, Cyprididae.
CAGAUAGAUGGACGCAGCAAUAAAAGAUGGCGGCGUCUUGUGUUCAUCCCGGGGCGUUGCUGCGUGACAUCCUUGAAGUCGCUUUGCCCUGAAGUCGCAUAGCUCCACGACCGCGUUUAUAGCGACGCUUUACAUCAAUGUCGCUGUCAGUGUGUCUUGGGUCUUCAAUUGAAAGUCCUUUAGCAUUUUACGUGACAUCCCUUCCAUUCUCGUUACCGCGGGGAUUGUUUUCUCGUUGCGUUGUUCCCCGUUCGUCCGCAAUACGGUUUUUUUCGGAACGAUAGUUACACAAACACGGACAUGUCUGAUGGACGAGCUCGGAUGAUGAGGAAAGUCCAGAAACAAGGCUCAGCUGAUUCCAUUUACAGCCAGCCUUCCUCGGAUCUGUCGUUGGAUGAGGAGAGAGAAGCCCUGCGACGCGAAACGGAACGCCAGGCUCUCACGCAAUUGGAAAAGGCGAAAUAUAAACCGGUAGCUUUUGCUGUGAGGACGAACGUUGCUUAUAAUGGUUCCGAGGACGACGACUCACCUGUUCACGGAAACGCCAUCUCGUUCGGCGAGAAGUACGACAACGAAUGGUGGAUAGGAAGGCUCGUCAAGGAAGGCUGUGACGUGGGAUUUAUUCCAUCGCCCGUGAAACUCGACUACGUGCGCCUGCAACACGCGCAGACAAAGAAUUCCAAAUACUCCACCAAGACGUCAUCAUCCGGAAACCUGGGCGCUCUCAGUGACGUUUCCACUUCCGGUGGUGGCAUUGAUGGGGAAAGAAACGGAGUCGAAUCUGUUGGUGGAGAUGACUCGGAUUCACUGAGUAACCAAAAGAGUGGCGGAAAAGGAGAUGCAGGGAAAGGAAAGAAGGCGUUUUUCAAAAAGCAGGAACACGUGCCUCCGUACGAUGUCGUACCGAAUAUGCGACCGGUCGUCCUCGUUGGACCUUCCUUGAAAGGCUAUGAAGUGACCGACAUGAUGCAGAAGGCUCUGUUCGACUAUCUGAAGCAUCGAUUCGAAGGGCGGAUAAUCAUCACCCGGGUGACUGCUGAUAUAUCUUUGGCCAAACGAUCUCUACUCAACAAUCCUUCCAAACGGGUGAUCAUGGAGAAGUCGGAUCGGUCGACGUGUUUGGCAGAAGUUCAAGCGGAAAUAGAGCGAAUCUUCGAACUCGCACGGACGCUACAGCUUGUCGUUCUUGACUGUGAUACUAUCAAUCACCCUUCUCAACUGGCCAAGACGUCGUUGGCUCCUAUUAUUGUAUACGUCAAAAUAUCGUCUCCGAAGGUCCUGCAACGUUUGGUGAAGUCACGCGGGAAACCGCAAAGCAGAAAUCUGAGCGUGCAAAUGGUGGCAGCGGAAAAGCUGGCGCAAUGCUCGUCCGACAUGUUCGACGUUGUUCUGGACGAGAACCAGUUGGAGGACGCUUGCGAGCACAUCGCAGAGUACCUGGAGGCCUAUUGGAGAGCAACCCAUCCGCCGUCGCAAACAGCGGGCCCUCCAAUGCCUUCGACGAACCGGAUACCGCCCGGAAUGGCGGCUAUGAUGCCCGGAAUGGGCCAUAUGCAGGGACACAUGUCCGUGGGGGGAGCCUCGCCGGACGCCGGUUUUUCGCCACCCGGACGACCGUCUCAGCAUCAUGCUCAGUACAAGCAUGAUGCUGCUUAUGCGCGGACCAAUUCCUCUCCUCUUUCGAUGACUUUCGGUUAUCAAGCUCCAAUGGGUCGAACAGAUUCGCUGCAUGACUCGGCUGACUUCUUGCCGAUGAGUGAGCGGCGUCAAUUGCCACAAGUGCCACAGCGUCGCCGGGACAUGCCGCAGCCGCCGAUGCAAGUGGGACCCGGCGGUACCAUGCACCAGCUCGCUGCGUCCCGGCUCCAGCACCACCCACAGCACCAUCCACAAGCGAUGGCGUCUAAUACGUCAUCGUCUUCGCGCCAUCCACAAGCCCCACGUCGCCUCCCUCACAUGGAUCCAGACAUGGAUGCUGAAGAUUUGGACGCGGAACAGGACGAGUACUUUAUGGAGCCCCCUUCGCGGCGUCCUGUCAGUGCUCUUUGACAACAGUGAAGUUGUUCCCGAAUCCCCCAGGGUUGUUUUUUUUUGUCUCCCUUUCUCAAGGAACGUGGUGAUGCAAAGUCGGUACUAUUUUUCAUCACCGUUCGCGGCGUUCCCGCUUUUCUUUUUUCUUCUGCUUUUCCGAUCAAAUCUCCGCCCCGAAGCCUGCUCAAGAAGCAGGAAUUUGAAUCUCUUUAAAUCGGAUGGAUGAAUACGGAUCUUCCCAGCAGUUUUGCGAAGUUUUAUUUUCAGGUUUCUCAGACCUUGAAACAAACUGCGCUUGGUGAAUGGAAAAGUACUGAAGGAGUUCGUGACAUUUUCAUUGACCAAAUCAUGCAAAUUAUGCAUGGAUAUAUGCAUUUAAACUGUCCAAACCUUUUUCAUUUUAUGGUGAUUUUUUUAUCGGUUGAAGAGGAUGGCUCGAAGGAAGCUGCCUUUAGUCAGUUAUGGGAAGAAUCUUGUCUUCUUUGAACUUCGAAGUUCGAUUGAGUUGAUUGAUGUACACCACGCAGUGAUUGAAUUAGCUUGGGCUAAACGUUUAAUCAGAGUCGGAUUUGCGUUGGAUUUCAUCAUACUGUACUGAUUUGAGUUACCGUAUUAUCUUCCUACUUUUUUAUGCUGGACGAUUUGUGGUCAUCCAUCAUUUGACAUGCGAAUUGCUCUGCGGAAUUUCUCUACUCACCGUUUAUCUGAUACUUCAGAAAUUCCCGUGUCGACUAAAAACCUACGAGAGUUUGCCAAAAUGAGAGUGGACGACGAGAUUUUCUGAGAGAUUCAAGAGGAGAAAAAGAAAUCCAAUUUGAAGAAUUGUCCAAUUUUUGUGCCUCAUGCACUUGUCAGACUACGCACCCCGUUGCUAUCUUUUUCCCCAUGAAGUGAUGACGACUUUUGGUUUGUAAGUCAGCUUUUUUGUUGCUCACAGAAGAAAAUCGUCUUCUGAACUCUCGGGGAAGUUUUUCUUUUAGAGGGAAGCCGUGAAUGGUUAACGCUAUUCCCCGUGAGCAUCUACACUUGUCCGGGUAUCAAUGACUUUUGGUGGGACCUGCCAUAGAAAAGAAAAGGCCUGCCUCAUUUUUUCCCGGCGCUAUUCGAAACUUGGGCGAAAAAGUCGUGAUUUUUACUCCUGAAGGUUUUACCAGGUUUUGUGAGUGUGGAAAUUUAUCUUUGGGGGCGGUCGAAAACUAUGUUCAUGUUGUGUACUCGAAAAGAGAAAAGCAGGUUUUAGGGAAUGAUGCAGCUUCUGGUGAUGUGUUUCUGCGUGAAGAAUAUUGCUUCGUGUGCGGCUAUAGCGAUGGGAAGACAAAUUUUAAAUGCACUGAGCCUGUCGGUGAUCUGGAAAUUUCUGACCAAAAUUUUGGACGUUCUGGCCUCGGCGUGUCGUUGCUUUAAGGAAAGAAGAAAGGGAUAAGCCUUGGUUAUCGAGCUAUGUGAAAGUGAUAGGAAUCCCCCUGUGCGGGUUUUCUUUCUGGGGACGAUGGAGCACGCGGGAGUGCCGGUUCUUUUUUUUUUUUUUCGAUUUGUGCAGAAAAGAAUCGAUCACGUUUUUGAAAACCCUUUGCUCGAAAUCGAGGAUUCUCGGAAACUUUCCGGAAUUGUUUCUCUUCAAUACCGGGAUUCGGACCGAAUUGAGUGAUCUUGCAAUCUCGUAGGAGUGGCUUUUUGUUUGUGUCUUCGUCAUCCUGGAAAUGCUCCCCCGAAGGCACCGAUUUUCAAGUGGGAAUCAUUAUUACUAGGUCUUGAAAAUGAUCAAAAGCAAAGAUUUGAGUAAAAUUCUCUUACCCGCAUCUUCGUGGAACAGAUUUCAAAGUUUCCUCUCUUUACUAUCGAGUUUCCCCGAGAAUAAAGCCUUAAGCCUUAAAAGGUAUGUGUAUUGGUGCGUCGCACCAUGAGAAACAGAUUUUUGAAAGUUUCUUGCCAUUUUGAAUAAGUAAAGGAAAAAAUUAUAACCUUGACUACGAGUGAACUUGGAACAGUAAGGGAAACAAGACAAGUCUGAUUUCUCAUUGGUUGAUUAAGAACGAAUGUAGAAGUAACCUUGAAAAUUUGUCUUGGUGUACUUUUCAAGUUUCAAAUUUUGACUUUAUUUCUGGAAAAGCAUGUUGAAACAUGUUCAGUCUCUACGGGAGAUCUAAAAUGUUCUAGCAUGUGAGAUUAUUUCAAUGAUCAGGAGGAAGACUGACCUCUGAAAUCUAAAUGAACCUUCCUCUACUUCCUUCAGGUGUGCUACUCACUAACUUUUAGUCUUUUGCAUCUUUACUCCAUCAAAUUGUUAUUCGAUAUAAAGUUUUGAUGCCACGAUGAGUUGAAAAUUUGUGCCUUUUGGUCAGUCACUCCGUGCGCACGAAGUUUCAAAUUUAUCUCAUUCAAUCUCACGGCUAGGAUUUUUUUUUUUACCUGGUGGUUUUGAUUUUGGUUGAUUUCGAGGAUGACUUUUGGGAGUGGGUCAGCGUAUUUAUUUUGAGCUCAAAAAUUUAGCUUUGUAUCCGGGCCAUCUUUGAUUGUGUGGAAACGUUGUCUAGUCUGUAUCCAAAACGUCGUUUGCGUGUUACUCGAUGCGUUUAUGGUCUUCGAUCCUCACUGUAUAUGAGCCUGCGGCGUUAAAAAAGGACGGGAAACAAUCGGGAAAUUUUAGCCGAGAGGUUUCGGUGGGCAUUAGUUGGAUUUUGUGUUCAAGACGAGAACCGGGAAAAGGGGCCUGGGUGGGGGGAGACAAUCUUGGUACUGAUUGAUAAUCAUUUUGAAUUUUCUCAUUCGAGAUUUCUCGGUUUUAAUUUGGUUUUUUCCCUCUUCGAAACACACCGUGUGACGUAUAAGGGGCUGCUUGUGUUUUGUCGAAAAAAAAACGAAUUUCAUGUCCCAAAAACAGAUUCCCAUGUGAUGAAACUUUCCCCUGUUUUCCUCCUGUUCGGAUGAGAUUUCGUGAGAAGUGGGGUUUUUCUUUUCAUUUUUCUUUUCGGGUGUGGGGGGUGAGCGGGAAUUGCACAUUUUUUGGACAAGGGAGUGUGGAAAAUCCCGGGGUCUUUUUUUAUGCUACCCGAAACGCCCCCUUUGGCUUUGAAUUAUUUGCAUUCGCUCUUUCAUUCGCAUCUUCUCCUCGAAAAAGUUCGCCAUACCUUACUUGUUGAGGUUUUUUCCAGAACGCUAAUAAAAAUCGUUUUGUAUUGCGCA